ACCACAACAUGGCUGCGGCGCCGGGGCUGCUCUUCUGGCUGCUCCUGCUCGGGCCGCCCUGGCGGCUGCCGGGCCAGCCGGACCCGGGCGCCGGUCGGCGCUUCUCGCAGCACAAACUCUGCGCGGACGACGAAUGCAGCAUGUUAAUGUACCGGGCUGAGGCUCUGGAAGAUUUUACAGGCCCGGACUGUCGUUUUGUGAAUUUUAAAAUUGGUGACCCUGUGUACGUCUACUAUAAACUGGCAGGGGGAUCGCCCGAGGUUUGGGCUGGAAGUGUUGGGCGUACUUUUGGAUAUUUUCCAAAGGAUUUAGUCCAGGUAGUCCAUGAAUAUACUAAAGAAGAGUUACAAGUUCCAGCAGAUGAGACAGAUUUUGUUUGUUUUGAUGGGGGAAGAGAUGAUUUUGAUAAUUAUAAUGUCGAAGAACUUUUAGGAUUUUUGGAAUUGUAUAAUUCUGCCCCUGGAGAUUCUGAGGAAGUUAAAGACAAAACUUCUCAGCAUGUGGAGGAGCCUCCUGAAGUGCCUGAGGACAGCACCCCUGAACCUGGCCCAGGAGAACCCACCUCAGAGGAAGGUGAAAGCGUAUCCUCAGAAAACACCGAGGAACUCGGGGAAGGCUACGAGGCUGAGAGCAGCCACCCCCGUGUGGACAGUCAAGCAGAUCGUGCUCGGGGAGAGCCACCUUCAUCGGAACCUUUUGGAGAAAUGCUGCAAGAGAAGUUAAAAGUGCCAGAAAGUGAAGACAACAGAACCAGCAAUGGUUCGCAGGUUGCACACGAACAGGAGACAAUUGAUGCUUAUAAACUUUUGAAAACAGAAAUGACUCUGGACUUGAAAACCAAGUUCGGCUCAACUGCUGAUGCGCUUGUUUCUGACGACGAGACGACCAGACUCGUGACUUCUUUAGAGGAUGAUUUUGAGGAGGAAUUGGAUGCUGACUAUUACACAGUUGGGAAGGAAGAAGAGGAGAAUGAAGAAGACUUUGAUGAGCUCCCACUACUAACCUUUACAGACGGAGAAGACAUGGAGGCUCCAGUGAAGUCUGGAGUUGAGACACAUUCAACAGAGAAAGAGCAGAAUUCACACAAAGAGCAUAAGGUUGAGGAAACUCAGCCCCCUGACAUCCAAAACAAUGAUGAAAACAUGCUAACAGCCUGGGAAGAUGCUAUCUUGUCUGCUGUUGCAGAAGGAAAAGAAAACAGAGGCAUGGAUUUAGAGAGUUCUGAUUCAAAGGAGGAAAAGGAAGGUGAUGAUGUUUUAGUCCUUGAUAGCAAACUGGGGACACCACGAGCAGCAACAGGUUAUAUUGACCCGGAAAAGGCAGAAGAUGGUCUUUUGAAUGUAGACGUUCCCAAAACAAGACCUGGCAAAGACCCAGACGUGGACUCAGAACUUCACAGUAAAGGAAAAGAAAAGAAGGUCGAGGAAUCCCAGGGGGACCUGGUGCAGCAUGAGGUGGGACUGGAGGAUGAGGAGCAAGGAGGCACGGCCGUGCACGGGUCUCCUCAGAGCGGUCCCCCCAGUUCUUCGCCAUCUCCUGCAAAGGGUAAAGAGACAUUAAAAUCAGCCUUUGGUAACAAGGAGAGUGACCUAAAAGGAGCCGCUGUCCAUAUCUCAAAAAGAAUGCUCCAUGAAGAAAAUCCUGGUGAGAUUUUGGAAGAUGGUGCAGAGAGUGAAUCGGUACCUAAAGCCACAAGGAAUCCAGUGGACGAAGAAGAGAUUAAACAGGAGUCCAGGGGCACCACACCACUGCUGGGAGAGCAUCAGCAUAACGCUUCCAGGGGUGCCGUGGAGGAAGCAGAUGUUUCAGUAAAUGGACCAAAACCACACAUGCUUUCCAGGGAGCAUCCAAGUGAAGAACUUCAAGAGGAACAGCUUCUUAAAACUCAGAAUCAGACUAGAUUCUCUUCUCCAGAGGAAAUUGCUCUUCCAGGAAAACUCGAAGAAGAGGGUCCUAUUCUGGGAAGAAAUUUUACCUGGCAACAAGAAAGAGCUGUUUCUGCCGCAGUCAGUAAGCAAGAGAAUGAGAAUAGAAGGGUCCCUGGGGAAGAGGUCAGAGAGGACGCCUCCGACGAGGGGUCUGCCCAUCACCAGCCUGUGCCGACCGCACAGAAGGGAGGAGAAACGGGCCAAACUGAUAGCACAGAAGCACCAGGUUUCCACACUGAAGAACCAGAAGCAGAAGACGACGAUGACACCCCUGAAGAACUGCUAGAGGAUGAAAAUGCUGUGAGUGCAAGACAGUCUAAAGAAAAAAGACCUGAGAUUGAGGACAGAUGGUUAGAUGCUAGCCCGCAGGUCCCUGAAAGAGCUAUUUUAGGUGCCAUUAAUACUGAUCCAGAGAGUAAAGACAACAAAGAGAAGACAAGUAAUAUUUUGGAAAUUGAAAGAAAAAGUGAAACCGUGGGUAAAGGGGUAGACACACUAGGCGGGGAACCAGGUCGUCUGGUGGAGGAAAAAGAAGAAAGCUCUCUCCUGGUUAAGAAAGCGCAGAAACCCUCUGAAGACAGUGACUCUCCUGCCAAGAAAGAAAAUCAGACUCCAGAGUUAGGUGAAGUGUCUCAGAAUAAAGAUCCUGAUUACAUUAAGGAAGACGACCUUGAGGAACAUCUGAAGACAGGGCUCUCAGGGAAGGCUUGGGUAGAACUCUCAAAAGAGGACAUAGAGAAACUCACAGACGCGGGAAGCCAGGGGUCUGCUUCUGAGGACCGCGAAGAUGACCUGUUCCCCUGGGCUCCACAUGCACCUGUCCAGCCGAAGCACAGCGACCGUAUGAAGGACCUGCCCAUAAUAAGCAGCUUCUUUAAAGAGCAGCAGUCUUUGCAGCGGUUCCAGAAGUACUUUGAUGUCCACAAGCUGGAAGCCAUGUUCCAAGAAAUGUCAUCCAAGCUGAAGUCGGCACAGCGGGAGAGCCUGCCCUAUAACGUGGAGAAAGUCCUAGAUAAGGUCUUUCGCGCUUCAGAGUCACACAUUCUGAGCGUGGCAGAGAGGAUGCUCGAUACUCGCGUGACCGAAAACCGGGACCUGGGAAUGAAGGACAGCAGCAUCUUUGAAGAGGCCGCAGUGCUCGAUGAUAUUCAAGACCUGAUCUACUUUGUCAGGUACAAACACGCCACGGUGGAGGAGCCCGCACCCCCGGCAGUGGCACCGCCGGCAGAGGAAGGCUGGGGCGGACCAGAGGAAGACAUACAGCCACCGCUGGAGGAGAACUUCCCACAGGAGGACACAGAAGUCCUUAACUCUCAGGUUCCUGAAGAGCCCAGCCCCUCAGAUCAACCCAUGACCAGUGACAUGGGUACCUCAGAAGUGUCCCAGGAGCCAAAUACUGAGAAAGACAGAGACCCAGGGCUAAUUACAAACGAAGGCACUCCUAUGGAUGCAGUUGAUGCAAAAAAGCAGCUAGAAACAUACGCUGAAGAACCAGCAAGUGUCACACCUUUGGAAAACGCAAUUCUUUUCAUAUAUUCAUUGGUGUUUUAUUUAACUAAGACGCUAGUUGCUACGUUGCCUGAUGAUGUUCAGCCUGGGCCUGAUUUUUAUGGACUGCCGUGGAAGCCUGUACUUAUCACUGCCUUCUUAGGAAUUGUUUCAUUUGCCAUUUUCUUCUGGAGAACUGUCCUUGUUGUAAAGGAUAGAUCAUAUCAAGUCACUGAACAGCAGAUUUCUGAGAAAGUGAAGAAUAUCAUGAAAGAAAAUGCAGAACUUGUUCAAAAAUUGUCAAAUUAUGAACAGAAGAUCAAGGAAUCAAAGAAACAUGCUCAAGAAACCAAGAAACAAAACAUGAUUCUCUCUGAUGAAGCAAUUAAAUUUAAGGAUAAAAUCAAGUCUCUUGAAGAGACUAAUGAAAUUCUGGAUGACACAGCUAAAAGUCUGCGUGCUAUGUUAGAAUCUGAGAGAGAACAGAAUGCCAAGAAUGAGGACUUGAUAUCAGAAAACAAGAAAUCUAUAGAGAAGUUAAAGGAUGUUAUUUCAAUGAAUGCCUCAGAAUUUUCAGAGGUUCAGAUUGCCCUUAAUGAAGCUAAACUUAGUGAAGAGAAGGUGAAGUCUGAAUGCCAUCGGGUUCAGGAAGAAAAUGCUAGACUUAAGAAGAAGAAAGAGCAGUUACAACAAGAAAUCAAAGACUGGAGUAAAUCACAUGCUGAGCUCAGUGAACAAAUCAAAUCAUUUGAGAAGUCACAAAAAGAUCUGGAAUUAGCUCUUACUCACAAAGAUGAUAAUAUUAACGCUUUGAGUAACUGCAUUACGCAGUUGAAUCGGUUAGAUUGUGAAUCUGAGUCUGAGGGUCAAAAUAAAGGAGGAAAUGAAUCAGAUGAAUUAGCAAAUGGAGAAGUGGGAGGUGACCGGAGUGAGAAGGUGAAAAAUCAGAUUAAGCAGAUGAUGGACAUUUCUCGGACACAAACUGCAAUAUCGGUAGUUGAAGAGGAUCUAAAACUUUUACAGUUUAAGCUUAGAGCCUCGAUGUCCACUAAGUGUAACCUGGAAGACCAGAUAAAGAAAUUAGAAGAGGAUCGCAAUUCACUGCAGUCUGCCAAAGCCGAGCUGGAAGAUGAGUGCAAAACCCUGCGGCAGAAAGUGGAGAUUCUGAAUGAGCUCUAUCAGCAGAAGGAGAUGGCUCUGCAAAAGAAAUUGAGUCAAGAGGAGUAUGAGCGGCAAGAAAGAGAGCAGCGGCUGUCAGCUGCAGAUGAAAAGGCAGUUUUGGCGGCAGAGGAAGUAAAAACUUACAAGCGGAGAAUUGAAGAAAUGGAGGAUGAAUUACAGAAAACAGAGCGCUCAUUUAAAAACCAGAUUGCUACUCAUGAGAAGAAAGCUCAUGAUAACUGGCUCAAAGCUCGUGCUGCAGAAAGAGCUAUAGCUGAAGAGAAAAGAGAAGCUGCCAAUUUGAGACACAAAUUAUUGGAACUAACCCAAAAGAUGGCGAUGCUGCAAGAAGAGCCUGUGAUUGUGAAACCAAUGCCAGGAAGACCCAGUGCACAAAACCCUCCGCGGAGAGGUCCUCUGAGCCAGAAUGGCUCCUUUGGCCCAUCUCCUGUGAGUGGCGGAGAAUGCUCCCCGCCACCGACGGCAGACCCACCCACAAGACCUCUCUCUGCUACACUCAGUCGAAGAGAGAUGCCUCGAAGUGAAUAUGGGUCAAUGGACGGGCCUCUGCCUCGUCCUCGAUGGUCGUCUGAGGCAUCUAACAAGCCCCCUGCCUCAGAUCCAGAGUCUGGUGCAGCUCCCAUGAUGAACAGCAGCUCAAGGAGCUCUUCCCCCUCAAAGGUGACGGAUGAGGGCAAGCCAACUGUUCCUCACGAGCCUGAAGGCCCUUCAGUUCCCAGCAGUACAUCUUUCGCUGAGCAUCCAGUAGCAGUUAAUGUGGCUGCAAAAGGGCCCCCUCCUUUUCCAGGGGCGCCCUUCAUGAGCCCCCCUGUGGGAGGCCCUCUACCACCAGCCAUUCGAUAUGGACCACCUCCUCAGCUCUGCGGGCCUUUCGGGCCUCGGCCACUGCCGCCACCCUUUGGUCCUGUUUUGCGUCCACCACUAGGCUUAAGGGAAUAUGCACCAGGAAUUCCACCAGGAAAACGGGACCUGCCUCUCGACCCUCGAGAAUUUUUACCAGGACACGCACCUUUUAGACCUUUAGGCCCUCUUGGCCCAAGAGAGUACUUUAUCCCUGGUACCCGAUUACCACCCCCAGCCCACGGCCCCCAGGAUUUUCCACCUGCACCAAGAGACUUACCGCCUUCUGGCUCUAGAGAUGAGCCCCCACCUGCCUCGCAAAGCACCAGCCAGGACUGUUCACAGGCUUUAAAACAGAGCCCGUAACUAUGACCUUGGACAUUUUAGUCUGAGAGAAAGUGGACUGUGCACUAUUCGUUACAGUAAAGGAUUUCAUUGGCUUCAGAAUCCAAAAGCUUAUUUUAAAAAGGUUUGUUUUUAGAACUAAGCUGCCCUGGCAGUGUACAUUUUUGAGCCAAGCAAUUAAAAAAAUAACUCCCCCCAAAUAAAAUUCACCUUGUAAGCUAGAGCCUCCUUACAACUUUGAAAUGUGCAAUAAAGAAUACCUGUGUUUUAGUUGAUGUAGCAUAUGUAACUGUUAAAUGAUUUAGAAUGUCAUGAAAAAUAUGAACAUUUCCUGUGGAAAUGCUAUAAGAACGUGUAUUUCCAUUUAUUAUCCUAUUUUUAGUGUGUACCAGUUGAAUACAGAGCAAUGGUAUUUAUAAGCUUGAUUUUUAAAAAAAUAAUCUGGUCACAAAGACAGUUAUGCUAAAAAUGUUUACUAAAAGAUCACUAAACUUUAUCUCCCCUCUUGCUGAAGUCCUUUGUAGUAAUAGUUCAUAAAAAUUUGGUUAUUAGUA
Messenger RNA from Camelus dromedarius (Arabian camel), 6337 nucleotides. RefSeq names its product MIA SH3 domain ER export factor 3 (gene MIA3). The transcript is spliced from 29 exons. The record is from RefSeq and is a predicted model, not a curated record. Bases 9 to 5804 code for a protein of 1931 amino acids. Gene Ontology annotation, biological process: vesicle cargo loading; protein secretion; endoplasmic reticulum to Golgi vesicle-mediated transport. Gene Ontology annotation, molecular function: protein binding. NCBI's taxonomy places the organism in Eukaryota, Metazoa, Chordata, Mammalia, Artiodactyla, Camelidae. Gene Ontology annotation, cellular component: endoplasmic reticulum exit site; endoplasmic reticulum membrane.